UUUAAAACCCUAGUUUCGCAAAAAAAACGCAUCUACUCUUCUUGUCCGAUUAUCAAUCACCACUCUCCGUAUCCUCUUGAUUCUGAACACCGCCGCGAAAGAUGCAGCACGACGAGGUCAUAUGGCAAGUCAUCAGACACAAGCACUGCAGUUACAUGGCCAAAAUCGAAACCGGAAUCUUCUGCAGAAACCCUUACAACGUGACGGGUGUUUGCAACCGAAGCUCUUGUCCUCUUGCUAACAGCCGUUAUGCCACAAUUAGAGAACCCGAUGCAAAAGGAGUUUUUUAUUUGUAUAUGAAGACAAUAGAGAGAGCACAUAUGCCUAAGAACUUGUGGGAGAGGGUGAAGCUGCCUAGAAACUACGAGAAGGCUCUUGAAACCAUUGACAAACACUUGUUGUAUUGGCCAAAGUUAUUACAGCACAAGAUCAAACAAAGACUGACUAAAAUGACUCAGAUGCGUAUUCGUACGAGGAAACUGCAUCUCAAGACAAGGGAGAAGAUAAUGACUAUGCCUAGGAGGGAAAUCAAGAGAGAACCAAGAAGAGAGGAGAAGGCUAUAAAAGCAGCGCUCUUAGAUAAGGCUAUUGAGACUGAGUUGCUGGAGCGUUUGAAGAAGGGUGUUUAUGGUGACAUAUACAAUUACCCUGAGCUUGAGUGGAACAAGGUUCUUGAUGAAGAAAAACAAUUGGCAGAGGGUGUUGAGGAAGAAGAGGAGGAGGAACCGGAGAUUGAAUAUGUUGAAGGAUAUGAAGAGCUUGAAGAAGAGGAAGAUAUGGAAGAUUUCUCUGGUUUUCCUACUAAGAUGUCUGGCUUCAACGAUGAUGAACAUGAUUCAGCUGAUGAGGAGGAAGACGAUGACAGUGAGGACCAAGUUGUGAUUCAUAAAAAAGAAAAAAGAAAUUCAAGAAAGCCUGAUGAUCUUGGAAAAUCAAAGAAGAAGAAGAGAGUAGUUGUUGAGAUGGAGCAAGAAGAUGGAGACUUGAUACGAACCCUGAAAGCCGCAAGCUUUUAGAUGCCAAAACCUGAAGCUUUUUGUUUUGUUUUGCUACUGAGAGACAAGAAAAGCGGAAAGCUAGCUUUCUUCUUGACAAUGUUACAGUUGAAAGCUUUCCAGUUUUGUACCCUUUUCUUUUUCAUGUAUUUGUAGGAACUUAAUCUGUUCUGAUAGUGAGUCAAGAAUGAAGUUUUUGCUUUGACCUAUAACUGAAACUUAAACUCUGUGAGCUAUUCUGUUGUUAAUGAGUAUGAUGAGCAAACUCGUGACUAUAAGCCAACUCUUGGCUUAAACAAAAGAGAAACGUUGGUGCCAUCCAAUACCAAAAAGUAAUGCUAAAAAUAUGAAUUGAAGUCAUG
This is a messenger RNA of Eruca vesicaria subsp. sativa (arugula), 1357 nucleotides long. The record is from the annotation of a GenBank genome assembly. Lineage: Eukaryota; Viridiplantae; Streptophyta; Magnoliopsida; Brassicales; Brassicaceae.